Symbiodinium pilosum is the source of this 1605-nucleotide messenger RNA. Lineage: Eukaryota; Dinophyceae; Suessiales; Symbiodiniaceae. The record is from the annotation of a GenBank genome assembly.
AUGUGUACCUUUACGCGUGUAGCUCUGCGCAAGGUCUGCCGGAAAAAGCAACCAUCUUUCGGAGAGGUGCUGGAUCCCAGGAACUUGGUGCCUUACCCUGCCAACGACGAUGGCCACUCAAAGGUGCCAGAGUCCGAGGCUCCCUACAUUGCGUUGGAAGGCGAAGGCUGCGAAGGUGAGGAGGUGACCGAAGCAGAGCGGUUAGUGCAGGAUCUGGCGAACGUGAAGCGUAGCGUAGGGUUUCUGCACAAGCUCGUGGUGGCGCUGGCGGUGGUUGCCCUGGUCAUGGCGGCGGCCCUCCUCGUCGCAAUUUACACGCAGCUCAGCCCUUCCGAGCAGACCCAGACAAGGCGCUAUGCCAUGCUGGCGUCCAUCCCCAUUGUAGCUCUGCUGUUCACAUGGUUCCACAUUUGGCUGGCGAUCCAGAUGAUGUUCCUGCCCUUGAACUUCGUAGGCCUCUGGCAGUAUGGAGCGACGGGGAUGGGAAUCGGCUGGCAAGGCCUCGUUCCUCGGAAGUGUGACAAGAUGGCCAGGAUGUCCUACAAGUGCGCGCGGCCUUACUUGGAGGGUCCCAGGGAUUGGCUGGGCCGAGUGGACUCCAAGCGCCUGGUGCAGGAGGUGCGUGGUGAGCUCCGGACGGUGAUUGACGGCGCGGUCAACCACGCCGUGAAGAAGUACUUCCCUCGCACCGACCACCGAAUGCCUCAGUCCGUGAGGACUCGGCUCACCGAGCAAGCCUUGGACAGGAUCCAGGAGACCUCCCCGCAGCUUUGGAGCACCAUCACAGAGCUCCUGUGCAAUGAGCAGAUUGGCAUCGACAAUGAUGGACUCAUUGUGAAGGUGUUCACGGAGAACAAAGCCCUCCUGAACGAAUUCUUCCUUCGACUGGGCGACCAGGAAUUCCGCUUCAUCGAGCACUGCGGAGCUAUGAUGGGCUUCCUGUGUGGCUUGCUGCAGCUGUUGGCCUUCAACCACCUGACCAGUGAGGGUCGUGCAAUUCUUCUGCCCACCACAGGCUUCCUCCUAGGCAUCGUCACCAAUUGGCUCGCCAUCUUGAUGGUCUUCAAGCCCUGUUUUCCGAAGCCCAUCCGGAUCUUUGGAUGGCACAUCUGCAAUAUCCAGGGCCUUUUCCUGAAGCGCCAGCCCGAGGUGUGCGUGCUGUAUGCAAAGAUGCUCAAGGAGAAUUUCCUGUCCUUCAACAAAAUCAUCGGCUAUCUACAGACGCUCCCAGAGCUUUGGGGAAAGCUGAAGGCCGCCUACGCAGCUCACUCCACGGCAGUGCUGCGCGAGACGCUAGGCUCAGCCACGUGGCUCGCGCAGUGGACCAUCGGGACAGAAGGGUUCCGCGAUUUGGAACACGACCUGAAGGCAGCCUUGGUUGACGGCCUUUACCGCGCGGAUCGCCUGCACAAGGUCUCUGCGCAGUAUAUCUCCAAGGUCACGAACAUUGAAGCUCGAAAUAGAGAGUGCCUCCAACAGAUGCCGGCCGAUGAGUUCGAGAACCUUCUGCAUCCCGUCUUUCAAGAGGAUGAGUGGAUCCUUAUUCUGCUGGGCGGGAUUCUCGGGGCGAUCGUUGGGAUUGUGCAGGUCUACUGCCUGUCAUGA